UAAUUUACGUAUACCCCUUCCCCAACCUUUUUCCUUACCAUCUCCAACCUUUUCCCUUCCAUCUUACAAUCUCAGCAAACAUGUCGGAUUCUAACGCUAAGUCUAAUUUUCAAAGCAUGCGGGAAUGGAUCGUUGAGCAUAAGCUUCGCGCUGUUGGGACUUUAUGGUUGAGCGGUAUUGCUGGAUCGAUCGCUUACAAUUGGUCUCAGCCCGGCAUGAAAACCAGCGUUAGGAUCAUUCACGCAAGGUUGCAUGCACAGGCUCUCACACUGGCAGCAUUAGCUGGAGCUGCGGUUGUUGAGUACUAUGAUCACAAAUCAGGCGCAAAGUCAGAACGAUAUGCCAAGUUCCUCCCCCCUGUUGAUUCCUACUCUCACAAAGACUAAAUGGAAUCUCUAAUUCGUUAUCGUUCAUCCAAUGUUUGGAUACUUGAUUAUUCCUUUUGUAGAUUUUCAUAAUUGUGUUUCAUAGCAUCUUACAUGAAUAUUUUGCAUUUGGAGUUUUCGUCAAAGAAAUAUCACUUGUUUCCGCUCUCUGAAUUUUGGUAAAUAACUCCACCUCCUGGUGGGAUAUACUCAUUUCGUUUCGUUUGGUUUGGUUGUUGAAUUAUGUGGUUAUUCAUCAA
This is a messenger RNA of Cynara cardunculus var. scolymus (artichoke), 625 nucleotides long. RefSeq lists its product as uncharacterized. Gene Ontology annotation, biological process: mitochondrial respiratory chain complex IV assembly. Gene Ontology annotation, cellular component: mitochondrial inner membrane. NCBI's taxonomy places the organism in Eukaryota, Viridiplantae, Streptophyta, Magnoliopsida, Asterales, Asteraceae. The coding region runs from base 81 to 386 and encodes 101 amino acids. The transcript is spliced from 3 exons. The record is from RefSeq and is a predicted model, not a curated record.